Molecule: messenger RNA, 2778 nt
Organism: Neodiprion fabricii
Lineage: Eukaryota; Metazoa; Arthropoda; Insecta; Hymenoptera; Diprionidae
Product: probable ATP-dependent RNA helicase DDX10
Exons: 13
Coding region: 202-2649 (815 amino acids)
Biological process (GO): rRNA processing
Cellular component (GO): nucleus
Molecular function (GO): ATP binding; nucleic acid binding; RNA helicase activity
Source: RefSeq, a predicted model, not a curated record
CAUCGAGUAUGUAGUACAGGAGAUGCGGUCACGCCGUGAAAAAUGUGUGCAACAAAGUGUAUCGGAACGAUUGAAAUUACUUUCUCUUCUUCACACUACUUUUGGCUCUUGACGAUUGUGUAUUAGUGAUCGAAUCCCAUGUGGUCUGAUUGUUGAGGGUACGAUCGUGUUUGAGGUGUGAAUUUUGGUUAAUUAUUUGCCAUGUCGAAUAAAGGGACGAAAAAAAAAGUCAAGAUAUACCAUAAGAAAAAAUAUGAACCUGAAGAGAAGAUCAUUGAAAAACUUCAAGCUGCCUAUAAAACGGUCGAUAUUUCUAAAGUCAAGACUUUUUCCGACCUUCCACUGUCGCAGCGAACUCUAAGAGGUUUGAAAGUAAACGAUUUCCUCGAGCCGACGGAAAUUCAACGACAAAGCAUCGCUUUAGCAUUGCGUGGCCUUGAUAUUUUGGGAGCAGCAAAAACAGGCAGCGGAAAAACUUUAGCCUUUUUAAUACCGAUUUUAGAGAUUUUAUACUGUAAACAAUGGACACGAUUGGAUGCUGUUGGAGCCCUGGUUAUCACGCCAACCAGGGAGUUGGCUUAUCAAAUAUACGAAACCUUAAGAAAAGUUGGCUGUUACCAUGAUUUUUCGGCUGGUCUUAUUAUCGGCGGUAAAGAUCUGCAUUUUGAAAAAAAACGGAUGCAUCAGUGCAACAUUGUCAUCUGUACGCCUGGUAGAUUGUUGCAACAUAUGGAUGAGAAUCCAUUAUUUGACUGUGUGAAUAUGCAGGUAUUAGUUCUUGAUGAAGCUGAUCGAUGUUUAGAUAUGGGAUUCGAGCAAACGAUGAAUAGCAUUAUUGAGAAUUUGCCAUCUCAACGGCAAACACUUUUAUUUUCAGCAACGCAAACUAAGUCAGUCAAGGAUUUGGCCAGAUUGAGUUUACAUGAUCCAAUGUAUGUAUCUGUUCAUGAACAUGCCACACAUAAGACACCAGAGCGUUUACAACAGAGUUAUGUUGUCUGUAAUUUGGAGGAUAAAAUGUCAAUGUUGUGGUCUUUUGUUAGGAAUCAUUUGCGGCAAAAAAUACUUGUAUUUUUCUCCAGCUGCAAACAGGUCAAAUACGUGAAUGAUAUGUUUUGCCGUUUAAAACCAGGAGUAAGUUUGCUUGCAUUGUAUGGUACACUUCACCAGUUGAAACGAAUGGCUAUUUAUGAAGCAUUUUGCAAAAAACAGCAUGCUGUACUUUUUGCUACUGAUAUUGCCGCCAGAGGAUUAGAUUUCCCGGCGGUGAAUUGGGUAGUGCAAAUGGAUUGUCCAGAAGAUGUCAAUGCUUAUAUACAUCGAGCAGGUAGAACUGCCAGGUUCCAAAGAGGUGGAGAAUCCUUACUUGUUUUACUGCCAAGUGAGAUCAAUAUGAUUGAGCAACUGCAGGAACAUAAAGUUCCUAUUAAUGUUAUCAAAAUCAAUCCGAAUAAACUGCAGUCCCCUCACAGAAAGAUGGAAGCAUUACUUGCUAGAGAUGUGGCGCUGAAAGAGACGGCUCAGAGAGCCUUUGUUGCUUAUGUAAAAUCCGUCUUUCUUAUGAAAGACAAGAGUAUAUUCGACGUGCAUCAGCUAAAUACGGAUGCCUAUGCCAAAUCAUUGGGAUUGGCAAUACCACCCAGGAUACGAUUUCUUCAAAAAAUCAAUAAAGCGAAGGAAAAUUUACGUGCGAAAAAACUCAGUAAAUUAACCGAUUCUACAAAUUCCGAAAUAUCACAAAAACUAAGUAAUUAUAACAUCGAAUCAGAUAGUGAUUCCGAUAGAGGAUCUGGAAAUAGCAUGAGUGGCAAUGAGCCACGUGAGAAUAGUGACAAUGAAUAUCAUGCUGUUGAUUCGCGGGAUCGAAGAGACACAUUUUUUGGCAAUGAGGAUAGUGACAGUGACGAAAAUAUUCUAACUGUAAAACGGCGAGACAUAGACAUCCAAGACGGCAACGAUUCUCUGAACGAUCAUACGGAAGAUGAAUAUACUGAAAACAUAGACAAUACAAAUACAGCAAAGAAGAAAGCUGUCACAAAAGCUGCAUUAGCUAAAAAAAUUCUGAAGAAGAAAAUAGUUGCGAAUAAAAAAACUACUUUUGAUGAUGAGGGCCAGGUGAUUGUUAACCCUACAAAAUCUAAAAUGUCUGAGAGAGCACGUGAAUACGAAAAUGAAGAGAGCUCUGGGAUUGAUAUUGAAAAAGCAAAGGCGAUACUACGUGAGGAGGAUCGUUUUGAUAAAGAACGAUUCAAAGAAAGAAUAAGAGCAAAACAUCGGGAAGAGAAACAGAAACUGAAAGCUAGCAGAAAGAAGGUUCAUGAGGAGGUAGAACAAGAAGGAGAGGAUGUAGAGGGUGAAGGAGAUAGUGAUGGUAGUAGCGAUGAGAACGAGCCAGACCUGUCCUGGUUGCCAGAUCCAGAUAAAAUUUAUGGCAAACGCGAGGAUACCGAUGCUAUUCAAUUCGAUAAUGCCAGUGAAGAUACUGACGAAAUUGACAGAAUACCCAAAAGAAAGUUGUUAGAUAAUGAAGAAAUAAACGGAAAGAAAAAUAGAAAAAAGGCUAAAUUGUGCGAUAAGAAUGUUGGUCUUAGUCUACUCGAAGAUGAAGAGCUUGCUUUACAACUUCUGAAAAAUCGAUUUAUAAAGUAAGAAUGCUUUACGAGACGAAGUACAAAUUUUAAAAUGACAAAGCAAAUAGGAAGUCUUAUGACAGCCCAUUAAAAUGAUGUUACCAAGUUUAUCAUUUAUUUAACUGAAACAUACAAAUGAAGUACAUCA